AUGAAGUUGAAUUUCGAAUUUAAAGUUAAAAAAUCGACGAAGACAUUGUUCACUGUUGGAUGUACCGAGCAAGGUUGCAAAUGGGGUUUGCGUGCAAAAAGUAUCCAAGGUGGUGACUCAUUCAUCAUUUCGAAGUUUAAUGAUGUUCACAAGUGCAAACGUGAAGUACUGAACCAUGACCACAGGCAAGCUCGAAGUUGGGUGGUUGGUCAGUUAGUGAAGUCCAAUAUAGAGGAUGUCAGCCCAUUGAAGGCUGUUAAUGAAGGCACUAUUUUUGAAGUGGAACUGGAGGAAGAUAAAUAUUUUAAGUACACGUUCAUGGCCCUAGGUUGCUGUAUUAGAGGGUUCUCCAGUUGUAUCCGCCCAGUGCUGGUGAUAGAUGGUGCACAUCUCAAGGGUAAAUAUAAAGGUGUUAUUCUUAUUGCUUCUUCUGUUGAUUGCAACAAUCAAAUAUAUCCUCUUGCCUUUGGACUUGUCGAUCAAGAGAGUGAUCAAUCCUGGACUUGGUUUCUGAACAUGGCAGGUCUUUCCACAAGCGGCGAUGAAAUAUGCAUGCAACACUUGUCUACGAACCUGAAGGAUGAGUUCAAGGAUGAUGCCAUGCAAGAAAUGUUCAUAUUAGCGGCAAAGGCUUGCCAGAAAUCAGAGUUCAGAUACUAUUUCUCCCAACUAGCAGGAUUUUUAGAGGUCCAGCGAUACUUGGAAAGAAUUGGUUUUGAAAAAUGGACUCGUGCAUUUCAACCGGGUUUGAGGUAUGACCAAAUGACAUCUAAUAUUGCGGAGUCUAUGAAUGCAGUCCUUGUCCAUGCACGUUCUCUGCCAGUCACUGCACUUCUAGAACAUGCUCGUGCACUCUUACAACGUUGGUUUUACGAGAGGCGAACAUACGUAUCCAGUCGCGAAACCAUUCUCACUGACUACGGUGAGAAUAAGAUGCGUACUGCAGAGAACCUCUCUCGUACUCACUCCAUCACACCUAUUGACCAUCACGAGUUGGAGGUUAUCGAUGGACUAAAAAGGGUGCGUGUGAAUUUAAAUGCAAGGACCUGUGGAUGUAAAGAGUUUGACUACUUUCAGCUUCCUUGCUCCCACGCUAUUGCAGUGGCCACCUAUCGGAAGGUGAACAGGUACACACUAUGCUCACCUGCAUAUACUCUUCAAACUCUCAUUAACGCAUAUGCCAAACAUGUUUACCCUCUCGGCGAUGAGGAGGAUUGGAUAUUACCUGAUGACUUCGUCGACCGUAUAGUAGAGACGCCGAGAUAUGUUCCACGCAUUGGUCGACGUCAAACUGUACGAAUUCCAUCUGCUGGGGAGACCCGCCAAGUCCACAAAUGUGGUCGGUGUGGCAACAUGGGUCAUAAUAGAAAAACAUGCCGCCAACCACUUAGAACUGUAGAUUGA
Molecule: messenger RNA, 1404 nt
Organism: Momordica charantia (bitter melon)
Lineage: Eukaryota; Viridiplantae; Streptophyta; Magnoliopsida; Cucurbitales; Cucurbitaceae
Molecular function (GO): nucleic acid binding; zinc ion binding
Source: RefSeq, a predicted model, not a curated record